AUGACUACUCUACUAUCGGGCGCAGUUUUUGGCGCCGCUACAGUGGCCGCCGGCAUCGUCCAACCGGCUACCAUCAUCUCACAGUUCAAGUUUGAGGACUGGCACAUGCUGCAGACUUUCCUCGGCGCAACGGCCAGCAGCGUUGUUGUUUACAAGGUUGCCGAGAGUCUCAAAUAUGUCGACCUCAAGCCUCGCGCCUCCUCCCCGAUUGGCCUCUUUUCCCAGUACGACGGAAACAUCAUAGGCGGCUCCAUGCUCGGGGCCGGCAUGGCCAUUUCUGGAUCUUGUCCGGGUACCAUGUUCGCUCAGUCAGGACUGGGGUUCCAGACUGGGUUUUAUGCUUUGGGAGGAGGUAUCCUUGGAGGAAUUGUGCACAUCGGGCUCGUUUCCAAGGCCAUCAAGUGGCAGAAGGAAAAGACAGGCGCUAAGCCUCAGGUCGUGUCACUUGACGAACAGCUCGGCAUCUCGAAGGGCUCAACUAUUUUCAUUUUCGAGGCUAUUGCCUUGUCGGUCAUCGCCGCCUCAGUCCUCUUCACCAACGGCUCCUCAGAUUGGACACUAUUCUCCGCAGGAAGUGGCCUCUUCCUCGGCUUUGCUCAACUAUUCUCGAUACUCGCCCGAAAGUCCAUGCUGGGAGUGUCGACCUCGUUCGAAGAGAUCGGUAACCACUUUUGGUGGCUGGUCAAGGGCGCCGACGCGAACUCCUGGCCAAGCAGCCGCCAGAACUUGCUGUUUGCGACGGGAGCAGCGAUGGGCGCUUGGGUUCUAGGACAGAACUUCCCCUCCUUGGUAGGAGGCAAGGUCAUCGAGACAGCACCAGGCUUGGCCGUGGCUGGUGGGUUUCUGAUGGCGAUAGGAUCCAGGAUUGCAGGAGGGUGCACUUCUGGUCAUGGUGUUAGCGGGUUGUCGUUGCUGUCAACGUCAAGUCUUCUCACGAUUGUGUCUUUGUUUGCUGCUGGAGGCUUGAUUGCUCCUCUAGUCCACAAUUAG
This is a messenger RNA of Ilyonectria robusta, 990 nucleotides long. RefSeq lists its product as uncharacterized. The record is from RefSeq and is a predicted model, not a curated record. Gene Ontology annotation, cellular component: plasma membrane. Lineage: Eukaryota; Fungi; Ascomycota; Sordariomycetes; Hypocreales; Nectriaceae. The transcript is spliced from 2 exons. The coding region runs from base 1 to 990 and encodes 329 amino acids.